GUUUCUAAAACAGAUGUUGACCAGACAACUUAUAAAGUUGAUAAAGAGAUCCGUACAAAAGAUGAUAAUACUGUUGAUAAUUUUUACAUAAUUCAUUUAUAUGACAAAUCAUGGCAAUCCUCAUAA
This is a messenger RNA of Racocetra persica, 126 nucleotides long. The record is from the annotation of a GenBank genome assembly. NCBI's taxonomy places the organism in Eukaryota, Fungi, Glomeromycota, Glomeromycetes, Diversisporales, Gigasporaceae.